UCUGGCAAUGAAUAUUUCCUUUUCUUAUUUUCUUGUAAUAUUGCUUCUUUUUUCCUUUCCAUUAUACAAUUUAGCUCAAACUAAUGGUAGAGUAGCUACUAGUAGUUCUAUUACUGCAACAGAUGGAAGCACUCAAUGGCUUUCACCAUCUGGUGAUUUUGCAUUUGGGUUCCAAAAAAUUCAAGAUAGUAAAGAUCAGUUCUUGCUUUGUAUAUGGUAUGCAAAAAUACAUGAAAAAACCAUAGUCUGGCAUGCAAAUAUGAGUGGUCCAGUGCCACAAGGAUCAAGAUUGAAUCUUGAUCCUCAAAGGGGUCUAAUACUAAGUGAUCCUCAAGGGACUACCCUUUGGAGAACUGAUUUGGUUGUUGGUAAUAUUGACUAUGCACUCAUGAAUGAUACUGGGAAUUUUGUUAUCAUGGGAAGUGAUUCUACUGAUCCAUUGUGGGAAAGUUUUAAAUAUCCAACUGAUACUUUGUUGCCAAAUCAAACAUUAGAAAGAGGAAGCUUCCUUGUUUCUCAAAGAUCACUAGCUAAUUUCACUCAAGGUAGGUUUUAUCUUCGGAUGCUUGAUAACGGGAGUCUGGUGCUUGUUACACAAAGUAUGCCUUCCAAUUCAGAUUAUGAUGGUGAGUACUACAACAGUCAAACUUCUGACACAACAAAUGCAACCAAUUCAGGGGAUAAGUUGGUUUUUGAAGAGAAUGGCAUGAUGUACGUAUUGAAACGAAAUAAUCAAAGGCAAAUUCUUACUCCGCGAUCCAUUCCUUCAGCUUCACAUAGUUACCAUCGCGUGACUCUUAACUUUGAUGGAGUUCUCACUCAUUAUUAUCAUUCAAGGAAUUUUAAUAGCAGUGGCUGGCAUGUUCUGUGGUCUCAACCAAAUAAUAUAUGCACCAACAUCAGGGUAGACAAAGGCACCGGGCUUGUGGUUACAACAAUGUAUGCGAUCUUGAACAAUGCUUAUGGCGACUGCAUACCAGAUUUUCCUCCAAGUUGUGGUGAAGUUGGAAGUGGUUCGCCUGAACAUUCGUAUAGUUUAGUCACGGUCAAUGACACUGAUUGGCCAUUAUCUGACUUUCAGCAAAUUAGCCCUUCAACUGAACAAGACUGCCAAAUUGCAUGUUUGAAUGAAUGUUUUUGUGCUGUUGCCAUUUAUAGAGACAAUAGCUGCUGGCAAAAGAAGUUGCCUUUGUCGAAUGGGAGAGUAGACAUCAGUCUGAAAUCAAAGGCUUUUAUCAAAAUAAGGAAAGAUGGUGUUUCUCCUCCAAGCCUCGGCCUUCCAAUUCCGGGAUCUCAAAAGCAAAGUUGGCGAAUUUGGGGAAUUAUGGCAUCCUCUCUCUUUGGUAGCUCGGUCUUGGUAAACAUUUUGCUCAUUGGUGUAUUCUGUUCGGGAUUUUUCCACAUUUAUAGAAAGCGAGCGAAUGCGGUUCUCCAUACAAGUCACGUGGCGGACUCUGUUUGUCAUAGUUUUACAUAUAAAGAACUUGUAGAAGCCACAAAAGACUUCAAGGAAGAGCUAGGCAGGGGUGCAUGCGGGAUUGUUUACAAAGGGGUAAUGCCUAUCGGUUCAAGAAGCAUAGUCGCUAUAAAGAAACUGGACAGAGUUGCUCAUGAGGUAGAGAAAGAAUUCAUGACUGAAGUAAAUGUGAUUAGUCGGACUCAUCAUAAGAAUUUGGUCAGUCUGAUUGGAUAUUGUAACGAGGGACCUCAUCGUUUGUUGGUCUACGAGUAUAUGAGUAAUGGCACUCUUGCAAGUUUCAUUUUUGGUGAUCCAAAACCUACUUGGAGCCAGAGGACGAAUAUUGCAAUGGGGAUUGCAAGGGGACUUGCAUACCUCCAUGAAGAAUGCAGCACGCCGAUUAUCCAUUGUGACAUAAAGCCUCAAAACAUUCUCCUUGAUGAUUAUUACGUUGCUCGAAUAUCAGAUUUCGGAUUGUCUAAACUGCUGCUAAUCAACCAGAGUCGAACACUUACUAAUAUUAGAGGAACGAGAGGUUAUGUUGCACCGGAAUGGUUUAGGAAUAGUCAGGUCACGGUUAAGGUGGACGUUUACAGCUUUGGUGUAUUGCUACUGGAGAUCAUCACUUGUCGGAAAAAUUAUGAGAAUGAGGAAAGCUACGGACCAGAGGCUAUUCUUAGGGAUUGGGUUUUGGAUUGCUUUCAAGAAGGAAAAUUGGAAGCUCUGGUGGAAAGUGAUAUCGAGGCCUUGAAUGACAAGAAGCAGCUCGAGAGGUUCGUGAUGGUUGGUAUUUGGUGUAUUCAAGAGGAUCCGUCGAUGAGGCCUACUAUGAGGAAAGUCGCUCAAAUGCUUGAAGGAUCUGUUGAAGUGACUACUCCACCAUGUCCAUAUAAUUUUAGCAUUACUAUAUAAGAUCAUAAGAAUCAUUUAUGUACAA
Molecule: messenger RNA, 2396 nt
Organism: Lycium ferocissimum
Lineage: Eukaryota; Viridiplantae; Streptophyta; Magnoliopsida; Solanales; Solanaceae
Product: G-type lectin S-receptor-like serine/threonine-protein kinase LECRK3
Exons: 3
Coding region: 8-2371 (787 amino acids)
Biological process (GO): protein phosphorylation
Molecular function (GO): ATP binding; protein serine/threonine kinase activity
Source: RefSeq, a predicted model, not a curated record